Messenger RNA from Galeopterus variegatus (Sunda flying lemur), 335 nucleotides. RefSeq names its product protein diaphanous homolog 2-like. The record is from RefSeq and is a predicted model, not a curated record. Lineage: Eukaryota; Metazoa; Chordata; Mammalia; Dermoptera; Cynocephalidae. The annotation marks the transcript as partial. The transcript is spliced from 4 exons.
AAAACCCAAAAUGAAAAAAAAGUAUAUGCAUUAAAAGAAAACAAUAAGAGAAGAGAAAUGGAAGAGAAGUCUAGGAGGGCAAAGCUUGCAAAAGAGAAAGCUGAACAAGAAAAAUUAGAACGCCAGAAGAAAAAGAAACAACUCAUUGAUAUAAGCAAAGAGGGUGAUGAGACUGGCGUGAUGGAUAAUCUUCUAGAAGCCCUGCAGUCAGGUGCAGCAUUCCGAGACCGCAGAAAGCGGAUUCCAAGGAAUCCAGUAACAGAUAAAGCCACACUAUGAAAAUUGAUCUCAGGGGAAGAAAAAACAUAAAAGAAGUAAAACAACCUGCCUCACUC